AUGCAGCAAAGCGAGCAUCGCUACAAGAUCCUGGUGAUUGGAGACCUUGGUGUUGGGAAGACGAGCAUUAUCAAACGCUAUGUGCACCAACACUUCUCUGCUAACUACAGGGCCACCAUCGGGGUGGACUUUGGCCUCAAAGUGCUCAACCUGGAUCAGGGCACAAUCCGACUGCAGCUGUGGGACAUUGCAGGUCAGGAACGUUUUGGGAACAUGACACGUGUGUACUACCGUGAUGCCCUCGGUGCCUUGGUGGUUUACGACGUGACGCGGUCGUGUACGUUCGAGGCCGUGAGGAAGUGGAAGGAGGAUUUGGACGACAAGGUGAGCGUCUCGGGUGGGAAACAGAUCGCCGCUGUGCUGCUCGCCAACAAAUGUGACCAGGACCGAGAUGACGCUUUCGCUAAAACUUACGCCGGGAUGGAGCAGUUCUGCCGAGAGCACGGCUUCAUCAGCUGGUUCGAGACGUCAGCCAAGGAGAACAUUAAUAUAGAUGAAGCCGUUACCUGUCUGGUGAGACACAUCAUGGCCAAUGAGACAGAGCUGCUCCAGAGGGAGGCUGUGAACAUCGUCUCCCCUAAACUGGAUUCAGGACACAGCCCACCCUGCUCUGCCUGCCUGAGGCCCUAAUUCACUCCAUCCCUGCUUCACCAGCACCCUUCAUCCCUCAAAACACUCCCCAUCCCACCACACACACAC
This is a messenger RNA of Neoarius graeffei (lesser salmon catfish), 699 nucleotides long. RefSeq names its product RAB38a, member RAS oncogene family (gene rab38a). The coding region runs from base 1 to 630 and encodes 209 amino acids. Gene Ontology annotation, molecular function: GTPase activity; GTP binding. The transcript has 3 exons. NCBI's taxonomy places the organism in Eukaryota, Metazoa, Chordata, Actinopteri, Siluriformes, Ariidae. Gene Ontology annotation, cellular component: Golgi apparatus; vesicle; trans-Golgi network. The record is from RefSeq and is a predicted model, not a curated record. Gene Ontology annotation, biological process: vesicle-mediated transport.